GAUUUGAAAAUAAUUUCGAAGAAAUUGACUGAUAAAGACACCGCUACAAGAUAUCUCUUUGGUUCUAUUAACAGGUCAUAGUGGGCUACAAAAUGAUUACUUCAGAGUUACCAGUGUUACAGGAUUCUACAAAUGAAGCUACUGCACAUUCAGAUGUUGGUAGUGAAUUGGAAGAAACACAACUGAAGGGGAAAAGAAAACGUGGUCGUCCUGGUAGACCUCCAUCUGCCAAUAAGAAGCCUCGAAAGACUCCAGGAGAGAAGUUUCGCUCUGAAACUGGAAUUAGAGGAACAGGCCGAGGAAGAGCUAAUGGCCAUCCUCAGCAGAAUGGAGAAGGGGACCCUGUUACUUUGUUUGAUGUUGUGAAGAUGGGCAAAAGUGCUAUGCAGUCGGUGGUAGAUGACUGGAUUGAAUUGUAUAAGCAAGACAGGGAUAUAGCACUUCUGGAUUUAAUCAACUUCUUCAUCCACUGUUCAGGAUGCCGAGGCACUGUGCGGAUUGAAAUGUUUAGAAACAUGCAAAAUGCAGAAAUUAUCAGGAAAAUGACUGAAGAAUUUGAUGAGGACAGUGGCGACUAUCCACUUACCAUGCCUGGGCCACAGUGGAAAAAGUUCAGAUCAAAUUUUUGUGAAUUCAUAGGAGUACUAAUACGACAAUGUCAAUAUAGCAUCAUCUAUGAUGAAUACAUGAUGGACACAGUGAUCUCACUUCUGACUGGUUUGUCAGAUUCGCAGGUUCGAGCUUUCAGACAUACCAGUACACUUGCUGCUAUGAAGCUUAUGACUGCUCUUGUGAAUGUUGCCUUAAACCUGAGUAUUCAUCAGGAUAAUACACAAAGACAGUAUGAAGCUGAGAGAAACAAAAUGAUUGGUAAAAGAGCUAAUGAAAGACUGGAGCUGCUCCUUCAGAAACGGAAAGAGUUGCAAGAAAAUCAGGAUGAAAUUGAAAAUAUGAUGAAUUCCAUUUUCAAGGGAAUAUUUGUCCAUAGAUAUCGUGAUGCUAUUGCUGAGAUUAGAGCUGUUUGUAUUGAAGAAAUUGGAGUGUGGAUGAAAAUGUACAGUGAUGCCUUCCUGAAUGAUAGUUAUUUAAAAUAUGUUGGUUGGACACUUCAUGACAGACAAGGUGAAGUGAGGUUGAAGUGUCUGAAAGCUUUGCAGAGUUUGUAUACCAACAGAGAAUUGUUCCCCAAAUUGGAGCUAUUUACAAAUAGAUUUAAGGAUCGCAUUGUAUCAAUGACACUUGAUAAAGAAUAUGAUGUUGCUGUAGAAGCCAUUCGAUUAGUCACGCUAAUACUUCAUGGAAGUGAAGAAGCUUUGUCCAAUGAAGACUGUGAGAAUGUUUAUCAUUUGGUAUAUUCUGCACAUCGACCUGUUGCUGUAGCAGCAGGGGAAUUCCUUCACAAAAAACUAUUCAGUCGGCACGAUCCUCAAGCAGAGGAAGCACUAGCCAAGAGGAGAGGACGGAAUAGUCCAAAUGGGAAUCUUAUUAGGAUGCUGGUUCUUUUCUUUCUUGAAAGUGAGUUACAUGAACAUGCCGCUUAUUUGGUGGACAGUUUAUGGGAGAGCUCUCAAGAAUUGUUAAAAGACUGGGAAUGCAUGACAGAAUUGCUAUUAGAAGAACCUGUCCAAGGUGAAGAAGCAAUGUCUGAUCGACAGGAAAGUGCACUUAUAGAGCUAAUGGUAUGUACAAUUCGACAAGCUGCAGAAGCACACCCUCCAGUGGGUAGAGGAACUGGCAAGAGAGUUUUAACAGCAAAAGAAAGAAAAACUCAGAUAGAUGACCGGAACAAACUAACAGAACACUUUAUUAUUGCACUUCCCAUGCUUCUAUCAAAGUAUUCUGCUGAUGCAGAGAAGGUGGCAAAUCUUCUUCAAAUUCCUCAAUAUUUUGACUUAGAAAUUUACAGUACAGGAAGAAUGGAGAAGCAUUUGGAUGCUUUGUUGAAACAGAUUAAAUUUGUUGUAGAGAAGCAUGUGGAAUCAGAUGUUCUUGAAGCCUGCAGUAAAACGUACAGCAUUCUGUGCAGUGAAGAAUAUACCAUUCAGAAUAGGGUUGACAUAGCUCACAGCCAGCUCAUUGAUGAAUUUGUGGAUCGAUUCAACCAUUCUGUGGAGGAUCUAUUAAAUGAGGGAGAAGAAGCCGAUGAUGAUGAUGUAUACAAUGUUCUUUCUACUUUAAAGAGAUUAACAUCAUUUCACAAUGCUCAUGACCUUACAAAAUGGGACUUGUUCAGUAACUGCUACAGGUUAUUGAGAACUGGAAUUGAACAUGGAGCUAUGCCAGAACAGAUAGUGGUUCAGGCUCUUCAAUGUUCCCAUUAUUCUAUUCUCUGGCAGCUGGUGAAAAUUACAGAAGGCUCUCCUUCAAAAGAAGAUCUAUUGGUAUUAAGGAAAACAGUCAAAUCAUUCCUGGCUGUCUGCCAACAGUGUCUGUCAAAUGUCAACACUCCAGUAAAAGAGCAGGCUUUCAUGCUGCUCUGUGAUCUCUUGAUGAUUUUUAGCCAUCAGUUGAUGAGUGGAGGCAGAGAGGGUCUUCAACCUUUGGUGUUUAAUCCAGAUUCAGGUCUCCAGACCGAACUCCUUAGCUUUGUAAUGGACCAUGUCUUCAUUGACCAGGAUGAUGAGAACCAGAGCAUGGAGGGAGAUGAAGAAGAUGAAGCUAAUAAAAUUGAAGCUUUACACAAGAGAAGGAAUCUUUUGGCUGCCUUUAGCAAGCUUAUAAUUUAUGAUAUUGUAGACAUGCAUGCUGCAGCCGAUAUCUUCAAGCAUUAUAUGAAGUAUUACAAUGACUAUGGUGAUAUCAUUAAGGAGACAUUGAGUAAAACAAGACAAAUAGAUAAAAUUCAGUGUGCAAAAACUCUCAUUCUCAGCUUACAGCAGUUCUUUCUGCAGCUGUUUAAUGAGCUUGUUCAAGAGCAAGGUCCUAACUUGGACAGGACAUCUGCCCAUGUCAGUGGUAUUAAGGAGCUGGCCCGGCGUUUUGCUCUUACCUUUGGUCUGGACCAGAUAAAGACAAGAGAAGCCGUAGCCACCUUACACAAAGAUGGCAUAGAAUUUGCAUUUAAAUAUCAAAAUCAAAAAGGACAGGAAUAUCCACCUCCUAACCUUGCUUUCCUGGAAGUACUUAGCGAAUUUUCUUCUAAAUUGUUACGACAGGACAAGAAAACUGUUCACACCUAUUUGGAGAAAUUCCUAACAGAACAAAUGAUGGAAAGGAGGGAAGAUGUAUGGCUUCCACUGAUUUCCUAUAGAAAUUCAUUAGUUACAGGUGGUGAAGACGAUAGGAUGUCUGUGAAUAGUGGAAGCAGCAGUAGCAAAACAUCUUCAGUUAGAAAUAAGAAAGGUCGACCUCCACUUCAUAAGAAAAGAGUUGAAGAUGAGAAUCUUGAAGGCUCUUGGCUGAAUAGAAAUGACAGCAUCCAGACUCCAGGUGCUCUCCAGACCCCUCAGCUCACAUCAACGGUGUUGAGAGAAAACACUCGGCAAAUUGGGGAGCAAAUACAGGAACAUGAGUCAGAACCUGGAUCUGAACAAGAUUUUUUAAACAAUCCUCAGAUGCAAAUAUCUUGGUUGGGUCAGCAGAAAUUAGAAGAUUUAAGUCGAAAGGACAGGACAGGAAUGAACUACAUGAAAGGAAGAAGUGGUGUGAGACAUACAGUGCGGGGUCUCAUGGAGGAUGAUGCUGAGCCCAUCUUUGAAGAUGUAAUGAUGUCUUCCCGAGGUCAGUUAGAGGACAUGAAUGAAGAAUUUGAAGAUACCAUGGUUAUUGAUCUGCCUCCUUCAAGGAACCGACGAGAACGAGCCGAAUUGAGGCCUGAUUUCUUUGAUUCUGCAGCUAUCAUUGAAGACGAUUCAGGAUUUGGAAUGCCAAUGUUCUAAAAUCUGGUGAAGACAUUAUACAAAUUUGGAACUCUGUUCUUUAGAGCUCAAGGCCUAUAUACUGUGAUAGCUAAUAUGAAAACCACAUUUUGAUGUGACUUGGUUUGAUUUUUAACCAAAUGAUUAAGGUCAUUUCCUUUUUGUAAUGACAGAGAAGAGGAGCUUCUGAAUGAAACAAGAAAUAUUGGCCAAUCAGUCAACUCAGAAAGGCUGACCUACAAAUCAUUUAUUUUCUCUGUCCUUGACAGUCCUAAUACAGGUUUUUUUUCUUGGAUAGGGAGAAGCUUUUAAA
Messenger RNA from Python bivittatus (Burmese python), 4170 nucleotides. NCBI's taxonomy places the organism in Eukaryota, Metazoa, Chordata, Lepidosauria, Squamata, Pythonidae. The record is from RefSeq and is a predicted model, not a curated record.